Fomitiporia mediterranea MF3/22 is the source of this 2840-nucleotide messenger RNA. RefSeq names its product peptide transporter MTD1. The transcript has 10 exons. The record is from RefSeq and is a predicted model, not a curated record. Lineage: Eukaryota; Fungi; Basidiomycota; Agaricomycetes; Hymenochaetales; Hymenochaetaceae. Gene Ontology annotation, molecular function: oligopeptide transmembrane transporter activity. Gene Ontology annotation, biological process: transmembrane transport. Bases 332 to 2629 code for a protein of 765 amino acids.
CCAGAACCCAGAUCAUCAGGUCCAUGUGCUCGAUGCUACGCCGAAUCCUUGCAUGCAUAGUCCACUGGGGGAUGCCGAACCCAUCCCGCAUCUCCCGGGUUCCUCGCUGGUUUUUAUUCAGUCGUGACCGCAAAAACGGGCUUAUCAAGAAGCGUCAUGUGGGAAGGCGUUGUAUCUUUGGAUGAGCAAAUAACGGCUUCGCAUACGCUAGACGUGAUACGGAUUGCGAGCUUGGAGUAUAAGACACCAGUGGGGCUGGCUCCUUUUUUUCUUUGAGUCCCCCAUCCUGGUCGGCCCUCCUGUGUUCUCUCACUUCGUCUCCUUGGCUAAGAUGGCUACACUGGAAGACCUCCCUGUGAUUGUCCAUGAUGCCGAGCAAAAGGACUCGUAUGAUGAGAAGCUCGCCAUAGAUAAGGAAUCUCUCAGCUCUAGCUCUGGCUCUGCUCCAGGGGAUGUUUGGGAGGAUACAGCUGAGGGAAAGGAACGUCCUAUCGAAACCGAUGUCGAUGUCGCCACCCGCUUAAUCUCCCUCGAGGACGAUCCAUCACUACCUGCUAUGACAUUUAGAACAUGGUUCCUUGGUCUCGGCCUUUCAUGUUUCGGUGCUGUCCUCGGGCAGAUUUUUUACUUCCGUCCCCAGACGAUCUCUGUCAGUCAGCUCUUCCUACAAAUUAUAGGCUAUCUCCUGGGAAGAGCCAUGGUUGAAGUCGUUCCGGGUCCCGGAAAUCCGCACAAACGCCUCCAGAUGUCCGAUAACUGGUUCUGGCGCUUCAUGAACCCUGGACCAUUUAACAUCAAAGAGCACGUAGCAAUUACGAUCUUCUCGUCGACGGCUGCUGAUUCCGCUCUCGCAAUCAGUAUCUUCGCAGCAGAUGAACUGUAUUACAAGAGCUCUCCCAACGUAGCUGUCGGGAUCUUCACACUGAUAGGUUCGCAGCUUAUUGGAUAUGGCUUGGGUGGCUUGAUGCGCUCCUUCUUGGUUUAUCCGACGUACAUGGUGUUCCCGAACUUGUUACCAACUGUCCAGCUCUUUGAUGCCCUGCAUCGAGGGAAAGGGAUCUUUUUGCAGAAGAAACGCGUCAAGUUCUUCUGGAUCAUCUUCAUUUCGAUUUUCGUUUGGGAAUUUUUCCCGGAGUAUAUUGCUCCGACUCUCACCGGGAUCAGUGUCUUCUGCCUUGCGAACAGGAAUUCUGCAUGGUUUACUCGUAUAUUUGGUGGUGCGGCGGGUAACGAGGGUCUGGGCUUGUUUGCACUGUGCCUCGAUUGGAACUACGUCGGGUCAGGAGGCGGCUCCUUGGGAGCUUUGUUCACACCCCUAUCAACACAGCUGUCUCUCUAUUUUGGAACGAUGAUAUGCAUUAUUGCUUUCUGUGCUGUAUAUGCACGCAAUGUCUGGCAUGGACAGAAUUUCCCAUGGCUUUCACAACAGUUAUACAACUUCAAUGGAACAAUUUACGAUCAACUGGCCAUUUUGGACGACAACUUGCUUCUUGACGAGAGCAAACUGGCGGAAGUCGGUCUGCCGUGGUAUGCAUCGUCCCAAGUGCUAACGAAGAUCGGUUCCAACCUAGCAAUCGGUGCGACGGUUGUGCAUGUUUUCUUGUGGUAUGGCCGGGAUAUUAUCGAGAUGGUGAAGAAGGAGCGUGCAGGCGAGUCUGUAGAUCCACACCGCGCCAAAAUGAAGGUUUACAACGAAGUCCCGAUGUGGUGGUACGGCGUUAUAUUCCUUGGCAGCUUCGCCAUGGCCAUGGCUACGAUAUACACUGGGCAUUCUAACUUACCUUGGUGGGGUCUUAUCGUUGGUAUCAUCAUCAGUACCGUUUUCUUGCCAUUCGUUACUACAGUGUACGCCAUAACAGGCUUCCUACCGGACAUUCAGAGUCUCGUGCAGAUGAUUGGAGGUGCGAUGAUCCCUGGUAACCCUCAAGCGAACAUGUACUUCACGAUGUAUGGUUCGAACACACUGCAACAAGCUCGUGGACUCAUUCGUGACCUCAAAAUGGGUCAAUACACAAAGCUUCCACCACGCGUGACUUUCCUCGUACAGUCUCUCGGAACGGUGGUCGGCGGGUUGCUGAACUAUGUGAUCAUGAAGGUUAUCGUGACCGCACAGCACGAUAUUCUUCUCGAUGUACAGGGUACCAAUGUCUGGAGUGGUCAGCAAGUUCAGUCUUUCAACAGUGAUGCAAUCUCAUGGGGUGCACUGGGAAACAAACUCUAUACGCCGAAUGGACGCUAUGGAAUCGUUCCCCUGUCGAUCCUCAUCGGUCUAGCAGUACCUGUUCCACUCUGGCUCGUGCACCAAAAGUUCCCGAAUCUUGGUGCAAAUAGAGUUGUUACGCCCGUCCUCUGCUGGACUCUAGGUUAUCUCUCCGUCGGAAUAAACACUUCUGUCUUUACUACUUUCCUCCUGGCCCUCUUUUCUCAGUAUUACCUACGCAAGUAUAGACCAAGGUGGUUCAGGAAGUACAACUUCUUGCUGAGUGCUGCUUUGGAUGGUGGAACCCAGGUGAUGGUGUUUGUGUACACCUUUGCAUUUGGAGGAGGAUCUGGAACGGUUAGACUGUUCCCCAUCUGGGCGUUGAACCCGGAAGGAAACCCAGACUAUUGUCUCAGGCUUUCGGAUUAAUUGAACACGAGAUGAGAUAGUACUGUAAUUGUUUGUAUUCUUAGGCCUCAGAGAAUCCAGGCACUGCGUCCUUUUAUGUGCCUUGGUAGUGUAAGCAUGAAGCGGUGCGUGAUAGCUAGAAGUCGUUUGCUGUAAGAAAUUGUACUAUUACUUAAGCUUGCAAGAGUUCUGUUGUUAACAUAGAGAAUGUAUGUCAGUGUUCGUUGCGUAG